ACUAAGGUUAGAGUAAAGUUAUUACGAACACUACUGUUGUCUCUUGCGACCAAAACCCUACUGAAGAUGAAAUCUGUAGCUGCGACAAAUGAUAAGGUAAGCAACAACAACUAUAUACCUGAUGAUAUUGUAUUCUCCAUUCUAUCUAAACUUCCUUUUAAAUCUUUGAAAAGAUUUGAAUGCGUUCGUAAAUCAUGGUCUCUCUUAUUCGAAAAUCAUCGCUUCUUCAACAUGUUCCGUAACCAUCACUUCAUGAACUUGUUCCGCAACAAUCUCUUAUUUAGUUCUAACCGUUGUUCUUAUUACGAAGAUGCAUCUCUCCUCUUAAAGGAUUAUGGAAACGGUUUAUAUUCUCUUUACGGUGACAAGUUUGAAAAUAAGGUUAAAUUAGAUAGUCCAUUUGGAAACCAUGAUAGUACUCAAUAUCUUGGUUUUGGUAGUAUUAAUGGCAUACUUUUUUAUUCUGAAAAAUAUAUAUUCUGGAAUCCAGCUACACCGGCACUCAAGCUCCUUCCGGAGAGUCUGGUGUAUGAGUCGCUUGACGUGUCAGAGGAUGGUUGUGGAAUGAUUUAUACUUCUACUCAUUUUAAUGGAUUUGGUUAUGACGACGUUACAAAUGACUAUAAGGUCAUUCGAUAUGUAUCUGUUACUGGCGAACUUGUUGGCGUCCAACAUAUGUCUCUAGAUGUGUUGGGAUAUAAAUCUUUAUGUUCCUUUUGGGAGAUAUAUAGCCUAAGAAGUGAUACUUGGAGGAAACUGGAGACUGAAAUGCCGCCUUCUUUGGACUGUUUUGAGGGUAGUCAAGUCUACAUGGAUGGAGUUUGUCAUUGGUUUUGUGAAGAAGAUAGCCCUGAUGGACAAUGUGUACUUGUAGUAUCAUUUUACUUGAGCAAUGAGGUGUUGUUCGUAACACCCAUACCCUCGGACGAUGAUUAUUAUGUAUUUGAUGAAACAUCGUGGAUAAACUUGGUGGUGUUAAAUGGGUUUAUUGCAUUGUUCUCAUAUCAUAAAGAUACAACUUUUCAUAUAUCAAUUUUAGGUGAAUUUGGUGUGGAGGAAUCUUGGACUAAACUUUUAACUGUUGGACCAUUGCCUUUUGUUGAGCGUCCUAUCGGAGUGGGGACAAAAGGAGAAAUAUUCUUCGUAAGAAAAGAUGAAGAACUUGUUUGGCUUGAUUUAGGUACCCAAAUGAUUGUGGAGCUUGGUUAUAAAGUAGAUCCUAAUUCAAGUCGGAUAAUAACUUACAAGGAAAGCAUUCUUCCAUUUGAAGGAAUAAGGGACUUGUUUUUCGUGUAUUGAUAUGUUGGAUAUGCUCUUUGUAAUUUUUUCGUAAACUUUUUUUUUUUUUUUUUUCGUUUUGAAUUCACAGAUUGCAUUCUCCAAUACAGCUAGUUGUAUAAAUUGUAUUGUAUCUGUUGAUAGUGGCUUAAGUGUGAUUCGCAAAUUGUAUUGUAUAAAUUGUUUUGGAUUCACAGAUUACAUCCUCCAAUAUUAGCCUAUGAUGAGUUCUGGAAGGUUUUACAAGGAGUUACCAGUGUGGUUUUGUGGUUGACAAUCCAGUAUUGAUUGGAAAUUUUCCGCUUGAAAAUCUGUCUUGUUGCAAUUCGGUUUGCAAUCCAGCAUUGGCUGUGACCGAUAUGUGGAAGGUGUGAGAGGGUGGUUGUCGUCUGUCACUGCGGCGACAGUGAAUGAAAGGAGAUUGUUUCUUUUAUUGAUCUACGUAAAGCUAUUUCCUUUUUCCUCUUCUAAGUUUCUUUGUUGUAGUUAUUGGUUUUAGUCUUCGUACAACUUGCUAAUCUUUACUCAAUUUACUAUUUGAGACAAGAUAAUGGAUAUGUUUCUGGUUAUGGUGUGAGUGUCUAAGGAAGAAGAGAUUAGAUAUCCUUAUCAUGACGCUAUGUGAGACAAGCGAGCACGCGCACACAAAAUUCUGUUCAUGGGGGCAAUGGCAGGUUGCAUACAAGUAGAGUAGUUAUAGCUUUAAGACAUUGUUGCUGUCGCUGUCGAGGGAUUUUCAUCUUCCAAGUUGACAAUCCAGAAUUGAGGAUGCUCAAUGUGCUAUAAACGCAGCACACGUUGAAGCUGAAAGUGUUCAAAAUGGUAUUGGUGUCGUCAAGCUGAUGGGUCGAUACUCGAUACAGUGCGUCAUCGAUACAGUUUCCUAAAUGAUUUAUUGCACAAGGAAAAUGGUCACAUGGUUAUUGUGAUUACUGAAGGAGCGAGACAGGAACUUCUUUUCCAUAACACCAAUUCCAAAAAAAAAAACAGGAUGCUCUGGAAACAAACUUCUUCAAGAUGUUGGGAUUUGGAUAUCCCAAAGUAUAAAGAUCCAACCUAUAUGAUCUCAGUUGUUCCAAGUAAUGCUUCUGAAAAUGAGUACUGCGCACGUCUUGCUCAAAGUUCUGUUCAUGGAGCAAUUGUGGGUUACACUGCCUAUACAAGUGGACUUGUCAAUGGAAGAUAGACUUAUAUACCCUUCUAUCUGAGUUCAUUGAUCAUGAUAUUUUUGCUGGUUUUAAAUUUUAAUAUAUAUAACAUUAUGAGUGUUCGGUUUAGAAAAGAAAACUGAACCGUUAAUGAUUUGUAACAAACCAAAUCAAAUUAGUAUAAUGGUUUGGUGCACCGGUUCUGUCUUCUGAACUGAACUGCAACUACUUUUCAAACUGAACUGUACCAAAUUGUUGUUAUUAACUGGUAUUAGGACUGUUACAAAAAUAUUAGGACUGUUGAAAAAUAUAAACUGAAGUACACUGCAUCAAAAAGAACCGAACUGUGACAGACAGUUCAACUAGGUGGUGAAAUGCCCGUCACAGCUUGAUUUUUCUCGGUGCAGUUUGAUUACGCGGUUUAUUUUCGGUUUUCUUUGGAACACUCCUAGAUGGCAUUUGCAUAUGUUAGUAGUAUUUAUCACAUUUUUCUGCAUGAAUGGCACUCUUUUGGCUAGCUCUCAUCAUGUUUUGUUGCAAUGUUAUGCAGAGAAUCACUUUGAGACAGAACAAUGUUGUCAUAACUCAUAACUGAUGGAAUGCGGGCCAGGCUGUUAUCUUCAACAAAUCAACCUAAAUUCAUAGAGGUCAAGUCUUCCAAUGAAGACAAAAAAGAAGAAAACUCACUGGACCAGUUGGAAGAUCGACAUUGUUCAGAAGACAAUUCGGUUGUUCAGCAGCAAUCCGGGAUUCAUAGCUCCGAUUACGGUACUGGUAUCGCGCACAGGCUUGAAAUACGGUAUUUAAGAAUCAAGAUGUUAAGAAUAUCAAACUAUAGAGAAAGAAAUGAAGAAAUUGUAUUGAUGAAUCAUCUUCGAUUACAUGAAAAAUGAAUGUGUAAGAACUCUAUAUAUAUGAGUUCCUCACUACUACACUACUAUUUACACACAUGUAUUACUACAAGGAAGCUUCUAGAAAUGGUUAUAACUGAAAGGAAAGAGGCUCUAACUAAAGGCAGUUAUGCUGUGAACUCUUGCACUUAGGAUGAAGUGUGCAAAGUUGGCCUCAAGAGUAAGAUUGUAUUUUAACAUCCCCUCUCAAGCUGUGGCUGCUAGAGACUUUGUCAAACAGUCUGCUAGUUGAUCUUCUGUGGUGAUGUGAAGUAGUCUCUUGAGUCCUUGCUGUAGUUUCUCUCUUACAAGAUGACAAUCUAUCUCUGAGUGUUUAGUGCGCUCAUGGAAAACUGGGUUAGAUGCUAUGUGAAUAGCACUCUGACUGUCACAGUAUAUGGCUGGAGGUUUACUGCAUUGUACCUUCAAAUCCUUUAGCAAGAACAAGAGCCAGAUAAGUUCACAUGUAGCACUUGAUAAAGCUCUGUAUUCAGCCUCUGAGGAUGAUCUUGAAACAGUAGUUUGCUUCUUUGCCUUCCAUGAUACAAGAGAUGAACCAAUGAAGAAGCAAUAUCCUGUUGUUGACUUUCUAGUAUCAAGACAACCUGCCCAAUCAGAGUCAGAAAAGCCUAAAAUUUGAAGAUCAGAGCUUCUAGGUAACAAAAUUCCUCUACCAGGGUUGUGUUUGAGAUAUCUGGAUCACUCUACAUGCAGCAUUAUAGUUAUUAACUGUGGGCUUAUGCAGAAAUUGACCGAGUUGUUGAGUGGCAAAGCUAAUAUCCGGUCUUGUGUUAGUCAAGUAUAGUAAUUUCCCCUUCUUAAAAAAAAAAAGUAUAGUAAUUUCCCUAUGAGCCUUCUAUACAAGGAUAUAUCUUCAAAAGGUUUACUGUCAUCAUUGUGGAGUUUGAUAGCUGGAUCAAGUGGAGUUGGUGCUGGUUUGGAUCCUAACAAACCAGAAUCCUUCAACAAAUCUAGACAAUAUUUCCUUUGGGAGAUACUAAUGCCCUCCCUUGAUUAUGCCACCUCUAAGCCUAGGAAAUAUUUCAAAACGCCAAGAUAUUUUGAAUUGACAGUCAAGAAUUUUCUUGAUUCUUUCAAUCUCAACAAGGCUAGUUCCAGCAAGUAUAAUGUCAUCCACAUAAACUAAGAAUCUUACUCAAUUCACUAUUUGUUAUGGUGUGAGUGUCUAAGGAAGAAGAGAUUAGAUAUCCUUAUCAUGACGCGCUUUGUGAGACAGCCGAGAACGCACACACCAAAAUUAUCUUCUCGUUUCUGUAUUAUGGAUCAAACCUAUAUGUUCGACAAGUAGUUGUUCCAAGUAAUGCUUCUGACAAUGUGUACUGCACAAUUAUUGCUCAAAGUUCUGUUCAUGGGGGCAAUGGCAGGUUGCAUACAAGUAGAGUAGUACUUUCAAGGGAUUUUCAUCUUCCUAGUGUGCAGGAUUUAUUGCACAAGAAAAACGGUCACAUGGGUAUUGUGAUUGCUGAAGUAGCGAGACAAGAACUUCAUUCCGAGAACACGCAAUCCGGAAAAAACAGGAUGCUUCUGGAAACAAACUUCUUCACAGUGUUGGGCUUUGCAUAUAGUAUCAAGGGACAUUUCGCCAAAGAGAAGAUACUUGCUAUAACUAUCAAAUAUAUAGAUCAAACCUAUAUGGUCCGAGCUGUUCCAAGUAACGCUUCUGAAAAUGUGUACUAGGCACUUCUUGCUCAAAGUUCUGUUCAUGGAGCAAUGGCGGGUUACAGUGGCUAUACAAGUGGACUUGUCAAUGGAAGAUAGACUUAUAUACCCCUAUAUGAGUUCAUUGAGCAUUAUAUUUGUUCUUGGUUUUAAUAUAUAACAUUACGGGUGUUCGUGGUUCGGUUUAGAAAAGAAAACUGAAAUUUUACAAUAGUUUGAUAAAAGUGAACCGAGCCGUUAAUGAUUCGCCAUGAACCGAGUUCUGUGUUUCCAAAUUGAACUGAAAUUACCUUUACAUACUGAACAAUACCUUUUCGAACUGAACAAAUUCUUUGUGAACUGAACUGUACCAAAUUAUUAUUAUUAACUGAUAUUAGGAUAGUUAGAAAAAACCAAAAACCGAACCAAACCAAAUAUUUGGACUGUUGAAAAAAUAAAAACCAAAUUGAACUACAUAAAAAGAACUGAACUGUGACUGACAAUUCAAGUAGGUCAUGAACAGCAAGUCACAGCGUGAUUUUUUUCGGUGAAGUUUGAUAGCGGUUCGGUUAUCGGUUUUCUUUGGAACACUCCUAUAUAGCAUUUGCAAGGUAAUUUCAAGAAUGGUACUCUUUUGGCCAACUCAUGUUUUCUUGCAGAGAAUCACAGAAUAAUGUUGUGAUAACUUAUAAAAUCUGAGCCAGGUUGUUAAUUUGAACAAAUCAACCUAGUUUUAUGGAGGUAAGUCUACCAAUGAAAGAUCGACAUUGUUCACAAGACACUUCGGUUGAUGCAUUCAGCAGCAAUCCAGGAUUCAUAGCUCUGUUUACAGUACCGUACGGUAUCGCGUUCGUGCUUGAAAUCCAGUAGUUAAAAAUCAAGAUAUUAAAGUUGGCAGAUGGAUAUCAUUCAGAAGACACUUUGGUUAAUGAAAUCACCCCCAUUUGCUUGCUAAUUGUUAUUUUGGGUGGGGGAGUGGUUCAAUUUAGUGGGCAAACGAAUAAGAAA
Messenger RNA from Trifolium pratense (red clover), 5983 nucleotides. Its product is annotated as F-box/kelch-repeat protein At3g23880-like. Gene Ontology annotation, molecular function: protein binding. Bases 67 to 1299 code for a protein of 410 amino acids. The record is from RefSeq and is a predicted model, not a curated record. NCBI's taxonomy places the organism in Eukaryota, Viridiplantae, Streptophyta, Magnoliopsida, Fabales, Fabaceae. The transcript is spliced from 8 exons.